AUGGCGAGGCUAGUGAUUGAAGACAGCGACGACGAGUUCCCGGAUCUAGAUGGAUUGUUACAAGGGAAUGGCGCUAGCAGUGGCGGGAUGUCAACAAUGAGGGAGACGACAACGUCACGGGAUGACAAGGAAGCAGAAUGGAAGAGGAAGAGUAACGGGAAGGAGAUGGAAGUUACGACGGCGAAGAAGAAGAGGGUGUUGAAGAGGAGGGAUGAUAAUCCGCUGUUACGACCACUUGCUAGCACGGCCACCGCGUCUGAGGGUCGGAAAGGAAGAGCUGGGAUUGGGAUUAAGACGAGCCGGGCUGUUGAAAAGGAAGUCAUGCCUGCGUCAAAGAAGAAACAUGUCACGGGUUCUGACUCUAGGGAGAAGGUAGAGACCAGGACGCCGCCGAAGAGAAGGCGUGCUGAACCGACUCGAGUUGUUGAUCUUGAGUCGGAGGAAGAGAACGAUAGUGAGAUCUUGUCAAAACCAGCGCGGUCGAAGAUUCGUACGUUCGAUCUUGAAACUGAGGAUGAUGAUGAUGAUAUAUCGGAUUUCAUUGUGAAUGAUUCUAUAUUUCUAGAGGAAGAGAUAUCAGAGAUUGAGAUGCCGCCACCGCCAAAGCCGCCGCGAUCUGCCAGGCGUCUAGUCAAGGGAAGGAAGCCAGAGAAGGAGGACGAGGAGCUCGACUUGGGUAUGAGGAAAUUAAGUAUGAAAGAUGAAGCUUUCGAUAAGAUUGCCAGGGAUUUCGGUAGUAGUGAGGAGACCGCAUUGUUUGGGAGAAGCCUAAAAGAUUGUCAGUCGAACGACAAUAAACCAGCAAAAGAUGCCCCGCGGCCAAAGAAGAAUAUUCCGGAACCUAGUUCUGACAUCGAAGAUUCUUUCACUCUUCGUUUUUCUCCUUCAGAGAAUAAGCCCAGAAAGGUAUCGAAAACAGCCCGCUUUGUAACUCCACCUGGAAGUCCUGAACUCAAGGCGAGAACCUUGGUAUCAUCCAAAAAGAUUACACGGAUACCAACUACCCCCCAUCGGCCCAGUAUGGACAACUUCUGGAGUCAGGAUGUUGUCAAUGAUUGGAAUGACGAGUACUCCCCACCGAAGAAGAUACAACCGAAACCGAAGCCACAGCUAGAUCAGAAUGGCAGUCUCUCCAAUGGACCUUUGCUCUUUUCCCCGACAAAAAAGAGCCCAGUGAAGCAAGACCGCCAGGCAAAAGACGCCAAGAAAGCAUUUUCCGAAAAGAAGCACGCUCUCGCCGAAUCAUUCCUCACAGAACUCGACGAAAAAAUCACGGACGGCCAGAUCUCCAAACUCGCCUCAUCAACAGGUGGCAUAAAGAUAAUCUGGAGCAAGAAGCUAAAUACCACAGCCGGCCGCGCAAACUGGAAACGCGAGACCAUUCGUUCCACUACCUUACGUCCAGACGGCAAGCCCGCAAUGCCAAUCCAGCGCCACCACGCAGCCAUCGAACUGGCCGAGAAAGUCAUCGACGACGAGGACCGUCUCCUAAACGUCGUAGCACACGAGUUUUGCCACCUCGCCAACUUCAUGAUCUCAAAUAUGAAAACAAACCCCCACGGCAAAGAAUUCAAAGCCUGGGCCGCCAAAGUAUCAAACCAUUUCCAACACCGCGGCAUAGAAGUCACGACAAAACACAGCUACAACAUCGACUACAAGUACGUCUGGGAGUGCGAGAACUGCGGGCUGGAGUUCAAGCGGCAUAGUAAGAGUAUUGACCCGGCGAAACAUCAGUGCGGUGUCUGUAAGAGCAAACUUGUGCAGACGAAGCCGGUGCCGAGGGUAGGGAAGGUGGGGGGUAAUGAGUACCAGGCUUUUGUGAAGGAGAACAUGAGGGUUGUGAGGGAGGCGAAUCCAGGGAGUCCGCAGAAGGAGAUUAUGGGGUUGGUGGGGAAGAAGUAUCAGGAGUUUAAGGCUUCGAGGUUGAAGGACAGUAUUAGUGUUAGUGUAGAGGAGUUGGUUGGCAGUAAGGAGACGACGCCUGAGAGUGAUGGUGUGGGUGUGGUGGCAAGGAAGUUGGAUUUCUUGGAUUUGACGAGUCCUUGA
Lachnellula hyalina is the source of this 2046-nucleotide messenger RNA. Its product is annotated as HMG box-containing protein. The record is from RefSeq and is a predicted model, not a curated record. Gene Ontology annotation, cellular component: nucleus. The transcript has 2 exons. NCBI's taxonomy places the organism in Eukaryota, Fungi, Ascomycota, Leotiomycetes, Helotiales, Lachnaceae. Bases 1 to 2046 code for a protein of 681 amino acids.